Molecule: messenger RNA, 833 nt
Organism: Raphanus sativus (radish)
Lineage: Eukaryota; Viridiplantae; Streptophyta; Magnoliopsida; Brassicales; Brassicaceae
Exons: 5
Coding region: 145-519 (124 amino acids)
Source: RefSeq, a predicted model, not a curated record
AAAUUUUUUAUGAAAUCCCUAUUUUAUGAAAUUCCUAAAUCAAUAAGCCCACUAGAAUUCCUGCCCUUAUAAAUAACUGCCUCCGCCAAACUUUCGUUCCACGUCUGAAUUGUUUGCCAACCGAAUCAGUUCUUCAAAUACAAAAUGUCUCAAACCAACCUACCUUUUAAAGAUGGUCAAACUGUUGAAGUAAGAUCCUUUGAACCUGGAUAUCGUGGAGCUUGGUUUCGGUGCAAGAUAGUAAGGAUAUACAUAGUGGAGAGGAAAUUGUACUACAGCUUAAAGUAUCUUGAUUACGAAGAAGAAGAGAUACAUGAGCAACAAGUCUUUCAGCGGUUUGGAGAUGAGGAGAAAGAGUGGAUAAUGGUUCGACCCUCAUACCCAUCAGUCCAUAAAGUCAAGGCUGACCAAGAACCUAUUGACGUCGCUCAUGGCUCUUGGAAAGUAGGAGACUUAGUUGAUUGGCAUAAAGAUGAUUGUUACUGGUCUGGAACGGUUUUUGGCAAUCAAGAACAAUGAUGCAUUACAGGUUGAACUGUAUCCUCCACCAUGUGGUGAAGGAGAGGCUUACAAUGCUUUGAGCACGGACUUACGUCCAUCAUUGGAAUGGUCACUUGAAAGUGGCUGGAAAUAGCAUUCUACGGCUAGUUUGUAUUUUGAUAUGUGAUUUCGAUGUCAUUUUUUAGAUUUGUCCAUGAACUUUGUUGAAUCUGUAACUUGACUAACUUAAGAUCUUAAGUCUUUAUGGUCAGUUCAGAUUAGGAACUUUGCACAUGAUUGGUUAAGUUUAUUUUAUUUUUUAUUUUUACUACAAAAUGCCAUUAUAUUACUUA